Molecule: messenger RNA, 369 nt
Organism: Staurois parvus
Lineage: Eukaryota; Metazoa; Chordata; Amphibia; Anura; Ranidae
Source: the annotation of a GenBank genome assembly
UGGUGCGCUGUGUCCCUCCGACACAGUGGAUCACCUAUCAAUGGAAAGAGCCGAAGUUGUCAGCUCGAUCAUGUGAUCAGCUGUGUCCAAUCACAGCUGAUCGCAUCUGUCGAGCUGCCAGUCAGUGCCAUAUAUCAGUGCUGCCAAUCAGUGCCGCCUAUCAGUGCCCGUCAGUGCCGCCUAUCAGUGCCCGUCAGUGCCGCCUAUAAGUGCCACCUAUCAGUGCUGCCAAUCAGUGACGCCUAUCAGUGCCCGUCAGUGCCGCCUAUUAGUGCCCGUCAGUGCCGCCUAUCAGUGCCACCUAUCAGUGCCAUAUAUGAGUGAUGUCUUUCAGUGCCCAUUAGUGAUGCCUGUCAAUGCCCAUCAGUG